AUGUCAACUUUACAAUCAACACAGCGACCGAUACAAUUGAACAAGCACCAGCAGCACAGCUAUCCAGCGGGCAGCUGGUCUAAUGCAGAAGACGAUAGUGGCUCCGAAACCGCUGGCGAAUUUGACGCUGAGGAUGAUGAGGAUGCCAGCGACUAUCCAGAUCUCGAUCAAGAUAACGAGGACAUUGGGCUCACUGUCUCAGAUACGGACUCUGAGCCCAAUUACCGAAUUGAUGAUGAGAACCCUACUCUCAUGAGUUUUUUGAAAUCCGACGAUGAUUCCAGCGACGGCCACGGCUAUUCUGAUCUCGCUGAGCACUCCGAUGAUAGCUCAAUUGAGCGUGAGGAAGAACAACAUAUUCAAGAUGACCUUGACGAGGACACAAGCGACGAGCUGUCUAGAAUCAGGGGUCCUUUACGUUUGGGCACCAGUGACGACACGGAAUCAAAUCAAGCAGGCGAUGAAACAGGCGCCAAUGAGUUUGACGGUGCCAUGGACCACGAGGAUGAAGACACAGACGAAAACGACUUUUUUGACGACUUUUUUGAUCCAGUCACCACUCCUCGUGCACAAAGAAUGUAUAGUGCGACUGAAUCUGUCACCAAAGCGUCAGAGGAUGAUUCGUAUUUAUGGCAGUAUUUUUUCUCGUCAGGGGAUGAAGACGAUGACCAGGAGGAAAAUGACUACGACGAGGAUAAUGAACAGACAAGCGAUUCACCACUAGAACAAAACUUUCAAGAGGGCUCUAGCCAAGCAAACAAACAAGAGCACAGUGGAGAUUCGACUGACGAGGAAGCUGCGCUUCCCAAAUCGACUAGAAGAGCCCAGAGCAAUCGGGCCACAGAGGUGCUGGGCGUCAAUACCUAUUCCACGCGGCCGCCAGUGCUGGGGGAGUGGGAUAUUGACAACAGUCAAGGCAUUGUCGGUAUCAUCGACGGCUUAACUACUCGCACUCUUAGUCCACCAGGUCCUGGCCCUACCAGUGUCAGCAGCGAUCGUCGUAUAUUCGACCAAAACUUGCAUUCUGAUAGUGACAUGAGUGAUCUUGCCUUGGAUGAGUUUAUCAAGACCGAUGAACUGAGCGACGACGACGGGUGCGCAGAUACUAGCGCAACCAUAUCCACGCCCAACAUGUAUCGCAGUCGUUUCAAUAAAAACGUGCCUCUGUCUGCGUUCCGAAAUCGCACUUCUCCGUAUCCCAUGCCCGGGUUUGAUGGCCGUCGCAACCGCAGACGCUCAUUUGGCCGCGAAGUGGUGAUCUCGCCGGUGCGACCACCCCCUCGCCGAAUGAAAAAGCUCAAGAAUAGUUUGCGGCAUCGUAACGACCUGGACAAUCUGGCAACCAAGGAUCUUAUCGAGGAGCUGGUGGAUAUCGGCGCCAUCAGCCCUUUGUUUGAAAUCUAA
This is a messenger RNA of Wickerhamiella sorbophila, 1404 nucleotides long. RefSeq lists its product as hypothetical. Gene Ontology annotation, molecular function: transcription coregulator activity. Bases 1 to 1404 code for a protein of 467 amino acids. Lineage: Eukaryota; Fungi; Ascomycota; Dipodascomycetes; Dipodascales; Trichomonascaceae. The transcript has a single exon. The record is from RefSeq and is a predicted model, not a curated record. Gene Ontology annotation, biological process: regulation of ribosomal protein gene transcription by RNA polymerase II.